AUCUUUGUAACCAUGUACUGAAAGGCUGAAAGCAUUACAAAACCACUUCACUUUGGUACAGGUGACAAAGUUAUUGGCACCUAGAGCACCUUGACAUGCACGGCAACUUACAAUAAGGAAAGAGAUUCGAAUGACAAUUAUGGCUAAGAAAAGCUACAAGCACUUGUUUUCUUUUUUCCCUUAUCUAUAUUUAUGUACUGCUCAUCGCAAGGUACAGUUCUGUAUGACACUCAAGUUUGAAACAUGGCCUUCUUUACACUUAAACUCUCCCUCUUUUUUCUUGUUCUUCCUGUUGUGCAGGGAAAAGCAUCUUGUGAUUAUGAUGCUACAGCUGAAAAAUAUCUCUUGGAGGACCUUAAUCUUUACAGGAUGUCACUAAAUCUCCCCAACUUUACUGAGAACAGAAAUGCAGCUUGCCUAGCUAAUAAUAUUGCAAGCCAAUUAAAGAACGAAACAUGUAAAAACGCCUUUCGCUACAGCUCUACUCUAGGCACUAAGCCUAAUGUCACCGAAUAUGACAAGCUCAUGGAUGGUUGUGACAUAAAAGAGAAUAACACAGUUCAAGGGGUCAUAUUGCCUGUCUGUGUGCCCAGAUUAGACCCAUUUUUGGUGCUUUCUAAUUAUACAACACCUCAAUAUGCAAAAUAUCUUAAGGAUUCAAACUACACAGGGACUGGGAUUGGCUCUGAGGAUAAUUGGAUGGUGGUUGUUUUGAGCACUAACACAUCAACCGGAAACUUUUCCGGUGCUGCUUCUUUGAUUGCAAAUGUCCGUAUGGGUAAAUCCUUGGUGGCUUUGUUCAUUGGAUUUCUUGUUGUUUCUGCAGUGAGCUGAAAUGCUCCAAGUGCUUGUCAUUUAUAUACAUAUUUUCCUUAUUUUUGUGUGUUUUUUGUGUAAAGUUGUGAACUUAAGUGAGAUUGUUUUUCUUGUUGUAACAUAUAUCAUGAUUGUAAUUGUGCAUAUUUCUUAUGACAAGUUCAUUCUUGCUGAAUAGGUAAGAUCUGAAUAGCAAA
This is a messenger RNA of Quercus lobata, 1013 nucleotides long. RefSeq lists its product as uncharacterized. The transcript is spliced from 2 exons. The record is from RefSeq and is a predicted model, not a curated record. Lineage: Eukaryota; Viridiplantae; Streptophyta; Magnoliopsida; Fagales; Fagaceae. The coding region runs from base 244 to 834 and encodes 196 amino acids.